Paramuricea clavata is the source of this 651-nucleotide messenger RNA. The record is from the annotation of a GenBank genome assembly. NCBI's taxonomy places the organism in Eukaryota, Metazoa, Cnidaria, Anthozoa, Malacalcyonacea, Plexauridae.
AUGACUGCUCAAGGAGGUGAAGCUAAGGGUAAUUAUAAACUUGAUAAUCUUGAGUUAGAAUACGAGACCAUUGAGAAUGACGCCCUUGCAAGUGAAGUAUCAAGGAUGUAUUCAACAGGUCGCUCACUGUCCUACAAACAUGUUACACUUAUGCGUACAAGUAAUUGGGACAAAGAUCUUACCAUUGUUAAUGAAAACAUUAAUAUCCCCAGAAAGAGCAUGUCAGCAAUUGUCCUUCUAUUUACCAACAGGGUGAGAACUGAUUCUGAAGAAUAUAUUUACCCAAACAUUGAUAAAGUGAACCUGACCAUUGAAGGUGUGCCUAAUGCAGUUUUCUCCCAGGGACUUCCCAAAAAUAGGUUCUUCGAAGAGGCAAAAAGAUUCUUCUGCCCUAUGUGCGAGAAAUCAAUGGCUGACGAAUUUAUGUCCAUCAGUAAGUUCUUCAGCAACGGUUUUGCUCUAGUAAUCGAUCUUAGGUCAACACAAGAUGAUACCACUGGUGGAGGUAAGAAGAUUGUUAACACACAGUCGGGAGUACUCCUGGAAAUCAAAAAGAGAGCCACAGCAGCUGACGUUCAGUGCAACAUUUUUAUUGUAUCAGAUGCUCUCCUUAACUUUGCCAAUAGAGAUCUAUCAAGUAUUCAAUACUAA